Messenger RNA from Caenorhabditis auriculariae, 4766 nucleotides. The record is from the annotation of a GenBank genome assembly. NCBI's taxonomy places the organism in Eukaryota, Metazoa, Nematoda, Chromadorea, Rhabditida, Rhabditidae.
AUGGAGCCGAACUACUAUCAGAACGAUCUCAUGAGAGAAAUCAGCUAUCUGAGGCGCGAGAUAAGUAUCGACAGGGUUUUUGCAAAAAUGAAUCGGUCAGCAUCGUCCUUUUAUCACAGGAAAACGCACGUAUACGAUACGAUUCGCUGGUCACAAGGGUGGAAAUUUUGAUGACUUCUCACGAAAACCUUAUAAAGGCGAUCGAAAUGGCAAAAGGUAUUCUCACAAAAUCUUUUCGAUUUCUCAAGCAGUUUUUAUAAUACUCUAAAAAGCUCGAAGAGUUUUGAAGAAAAAUUUGCUUUUUACUAAUUUUUUUUUCAAAUUUGUUUUUGAUUGUUUUCUUCUGUGCGUUGAAUUUCAGUUAUUUAUUCAAAAAGAGCGGUGGCCGAGGUUUUUGAAAAGGUGGUGGCAAUCGAAUGAAAAUCGUGAUAAGAACGGCGUACGCGUCCCGCCUUCUUCUCCUCCUCGCCUAUCAAGCAGGAAGAAAUUGACAAUAGCGAUCAUGCCAAAGUUAGAAAGUUAGCUGGUUUAAUUCGAAAGCAAUGAUUAUUUCAAAAGAUUACAAAGAAAGAGCUCGCAUUUUUUUCGUAGGAUCAUUUGAGGGAAAAACCUACAUUCUAAUUUUGAUUUUUUCUUCAGAUGAGCUUUGGGCAAACCUGGCGAACUUUGGGCAAGCCGGUGAGCAGCGUCAUCCAGAUGUCGGCAACCAUCAAACUAGCGAGCAAAUCACGCCAAACGAUCAAACGAAGGCUUUCAACGUCAUCCAGCCAAAACCGCGAAGAAACGUCUCUUUCGGUGCAGUCACUGUCAUGAACAAUUCACCGAAUAACAACAUGGCCUCGCAGGAUUAUCACUAUAACGGUAUUGAAUUAUCAAGUUACUUUCGCUCACUCCAAAGAAAACUGACUUCAAAACGGCUGGAAAUAGUUUCAUUUUUCAGAAGGUACUCGACGGUUCCAUCAUCCGUCGACCGUGUAUGUGGACCCCACAUACACGGCAAAUCGUGAAAGAAGCAGCGCUUCAGAGUCGACUCAACCGUCCAACCACAACAUGACUGCACGGGCGGAGGAUUUUCCCUUCAGUGGUAAUGAAUUAUCAAGUUACUUUUGCUCACUUCAAAGAAAACUGACUUCAAAACGGCUGGAAAUAGUUUCAUUUUUCAGAAGGUACUCGACGGUUCCAUCAUCCGUCGACCGUGUAUGUGGACCCCACAUACACGGCAAAUCGUGAAAGAAGCAGCGCUUCAGAGCCGACUCAACAUUCCAACUACAACAUGACUGCACGGACGGAGGAUUUUCCUUUCAGUGGUAAUGAAGUAUCAAGUUACUUUUGCUCACUUCAAAGUAAACUGACUUCAAAACAGAUGAAUAUAGUUUCAUUUUUCAGAAGGUACUCGACGGUUCCAUCAUCCGUCGACCGUGUAUGUGGACCCCACAUACACGGCAAAUCGUGAAAGAAGCAGCGCUUCAGAGCCGACUCAACAUUCCAACUACAACAUGACUGCACGGACGGAGGAUUUUCCUUUCAGUGGUAAUGAAUUAUCAAGUUACUUUUGCUCACUUCAAAGUAAACUGACUUCAAAACAGAUGAAUAUAGUUAUGAUUUCUAGAUUCCUAUAACCCAAAAUAAAAAGGUUGAAUUCGAUUCUCGGAAAUUCUCAAAAUGGAAUGUCGGCAAUCGACAUCUGAUUGCCGAACAGCCUUGGUCCAGAUGAAUGAUACGCUCUAAAAGUAGAUUUUUUUUUUUGAUAUUUUCGGAUAUGCCAAUGAUGUGCUGGAAAAAAAACGGCCAAAUAUAGUUUUAUUUUCCAGAAAAGUCUCAUGUGGAUCCGAUCGUUGUCCCGCCGAUCCAAAGACCAAAACUUGACGAAAACGGCUCUUCAAGCCCAAUGGAAAAAGUUGCACACAACAAAGACAAUUUUAAGAAGACGUCUAAGGACUCCACAGGUAAGAUAAGGACUCCAAAAUGACCAAGUUACUCUUUCUCAUUUCAAAGAAAACUCAAACCGAACAAAAAAAUAAAGCUUAUUUGAAUCUUCUAGUUUUUUUCCAGAUAAAGUAAGCUGAAAGAUGAGAUCUGAUAGAUUUGAGAAAUCCACUAUUUAAAUAAAAGAGGAAUUAAAGACAGACAAAAAAAUCGAAUUUUACGAACUGUUUUUCAGUGAUCGAACUAUUUAUAGAUAAACUCGGAAAUUAUUGAACCCCAUUGAAAAUUCAAUUAGGAAUCUAUGAAAUGCGACCAAAUGUUAGGAAGCUGUACGAUUAGACCGACCGAUCUAGGAAAUCAAUUUUAUGGAUCUGACAAUUUUGAAUCUGUGCCAAAAAAAGUAUUUCAUACAAUUUGCAAAUGACGCCAUUGGUUAUUUCGACAUGGCAUGUGUGCUGAAAAUGAGAUCAGGGUCCAAAAAUAUUUAGGUCAUCGACUAUUUCAUUUCAAUAUUUUUCACAAAAACACCAACUGCAAUACAGAAUGAGCAAUUUUCAAUCAAAUGAUGUUUUUUUUUAGGAACUUCCGUCGACAAGGAUCUCAGCGCACUUCGUGCCAAAAUUCUUGAAGCCCUCGACCCCGAUUUUCAGCGCGAAUUGCAGCCACCGGUGAAAGGAACGGAUACCUCUUUAUUGCCAUUGGUCUCUCAGAGCCGUGACGUUUUCACCACCCAUUUAUCAGGUUACUGUUUCUUUUGUAGAAAAAAAACAAAUAAGUCUUUUUUCAAACUUCUUCAUUUUUGGCCUCUCAUGGUCAUACCGACUUAGCUACAGAUGAAAAUGAUUGCUUUUUCUAGAAAAAAUUACAGUUCCUAUGCGAAUAGGAAGAAGCUCUUUGAAAAUGAUUAGCGUUCACUGAUUACCGCAAAAGUGUGUAAAGUUUCGAUUAAAAAACAAUUGAUAAAAAGAAAAUUGAGAUGAAAAAUUUGAAACGACAGUCAACAAUUUUUUUUUCAUUGAUAGAAGCUCUCCUCUUUGUGAGAAUUUCUCCAAAUAUCAGGCUGUCCAAUAAUUCUUGUCCGAAAAUUUUCAAACUUCCAUAACCUUUUAGAAGGUUCUCCAGAGUUUCACGCUAGGGGUAUAUAAGGCGCAGUCGCCGCGUCCAGCUACCGGAACAAGCUAAAAUGGAACAACGUCGAAUUCGUACGUUCGUGUACUACGAGCUUCUGCUGGGCAACGACACGGGCACCGCGAUCGCCAACAUCUGCAGAGCGUGCAAGGAGAACGAAGUGUCCCAACGCACAGCCAGGCGUUGGUUCAAUCGUUUCGAGAGCGGCGACACGAGCCGACCUGCUCCCGCUGAAGAUCAUGCUCUGCUGCUGGUGGGCCGCCAAGAACUGCUGUACUUCGAGCUGCUCCCGCAAAGCUGGACGGUCACCGCCUCCAUCUACAGCGAUCAGCUCGAGAAACUAGCCGCUGCCAUCGGAGAAAAGCGUCCCCGACGUGCCUCGGUCCAUCUUCAGCACGACAACGCGCGCCCCCACGUGGGGAAGGAGACCCAGCAGAAGUUAGCAACGCUCGGCUGGGGAACGGCUGCCUAUCCGCCGUAUUCUUCGGACCUCGCUCCCUCCGACUACCACUUGUUCCGCCCGCUCAAGCACCGGUUGGCCGGAAGAAAAUUCGCCAACUACGACAACCUCAAAUCCGACUUCGCGGACUUGUUUGAGUCGCAGCCCCCGGAAUUCUGGGCGAAGGGCAUCGGCGACCUGCCCAAUCGAUGUGCCACUGUCGUGAAUAACUGUGGUGAUGAUAUUGUUGAAAAGACUGGUUAAAAAAAAAUAAAAAAUGGUGAAAUUUUUCGGACAAGAAUUAUUGGACAACCUGGUCAGUAUCUUUUUCCUCAAAAAAAAAAAAAUUGAAAAAAAAUUUUUUUGCGCAGUAUCGAUAUUAACUUCACUAGAAGCCAAUUGUUCAUAUUGAAAAUAUUCUUGUGGGAGUGUCAGAAACAAAUUGUUCUUAAUCUAAAUGAGCAACGAUCUGAUUUCCUAAACUUUUCCAUUUUCAGGCUUCAACAACAACACCGAGGAGCAUGUGGAUGAUAUGAAAGACGACGAAUCGGACAAAGAGUCUUGGUGUUCGGCCCGUAGCCGUCUGAGCUCUUCUUCGGAGCUCUCAGGUUUGACCUGAAAUUUUUUGGGAUCCGAAAUGAGAAGAAAUACCGGAGUUACCAAAAAAAAAAAACGCAGUAACCGCAAAUAAUUCAUGAAGAUUGUCUUUCAACAAAAAGUUUCAAGAGUUUGGAGAAGACUUUUCAGUUCAAAAAACUUCUGUGAACACUUGCAUUUUCUAUCGAAAAUUGAAAAAGUUAAUAUUUUGAAUCAUACAAAGGCGCAAAAGAGUCGACUUCUUUUAAUGAUAAGUCAAAAUGAUAAGCUUUAUCAUCACAAGUUGUAGUUGAUAUUAAAACACAUCAAUAUGGAAAAAGUUCCAAAUACCGCAAUUCCAGACCCUGGAGAGGAACAAGGUCUAUUCCACUGCUUUACAAAUUUUUGCAUUGUAAAGCAGUAGAAUAGACACCGAAAAGCAGGGACCGAGCUUUUCAAAUAGUCGGUGAGGGUGACCCUUGAAAAAAUGGAAAAUGUCUGCCUCUUUUCUGAAUAAAAAAUUGGAAAUUAUAUCAACUCAUUUUUUUUUUCAGAAGAAUGGGAGGGUUUGCCUCGGUCGUUCUCUACCAACACAACAGUUGAAGCUCAAGUCGAAGAAGUCGAGGAUGGGAUGCGCCGUAGAAGGUCUCCCAGUACGUCUUCCAUCAAUUCCUCCGAUGAAGUCGACUUCAGUUAA